Molecule: messenger RNA, 792 nt
Organism: Nelumbo nucifera (sacred lotus)
Lineage: Eukaryota; Viridiplantae; Streptophyta; Magnoliopsida; Proteales; Nelumbonaceae
Source: RefSeq, a predicted model, not a curated record
AUGGUAUCGGGAUUGAUUGUGUCAGUAUUGUUUAAAUUACUACUCAUUUGCAUAAGAGGCAGGGUGAAAGACUCGGGCCUUGCUAUUUUCAAUCCACUGAUCAAGAAGGCCGAAGAUUUAGCAUUCUUGGAAAAAGAAGAUGGGCUUGCAUCUCUGGAGAUCAUUGAACGAGGAAGAUGUGGAGAGGUUUACAAGGCUGAAUUAACGGGAGCGCAAGACGUGUUGAAUAAGGUAUCAGAAGGGAAAAGAGAAUUGGAUUGGCUAGUGCGGCACAAGAUUGCGCUAGGAGUGUCUGCCGGCCUUGAGUAUCUCCAUAUGCACCACAACCCUCGUAUAAUUCACAAAUAUCUCAAGCCUGAAAACAUACUUCUUGAUGAUGAUAUGGAGGCGCACAUCGCUGAUUUUGGGCUAGCGAAGGCAGUCCCAGAGAUGAACACCCAUGUCACAACCUCCAAUGUGGCUGGGACUGUUGGAUAUAUUGCACUUGAGUACCACCAAACGCUUAAAUUUACAGACAGGGUGCCUACUCCCUCGUCCACCUCAUCAAUUGAAAGUGUGGCAAUUCUUAGUUCAUGGAGACUUUGGAGGGGAAGACGGAAAGCUGUUAGGUCUGCCUUGAAUGAGGAGAGGAUGAAGGUAAAUGAUGAGGAGAAGAAGAUCCACACCUUAGAGAAGGAGCAAUCAGAAGUUAGGGCUGUUGCAUAUUCAAAUGAGAAUUCAUUGCCAAUGAUGCUCGACAUUGGGACACCAAGUAGGCUAGGCAUUAGGCAGUUGAGGAGUUCUGUGCUUUGA